This is a messenger RNA of Colletotrichum higginsianum IMI 349063, 813 nucleotides long. RefSeq names its product U-box domain-containing protein. The record is from RefSeq and is a predicted model, not a curated record. The transcript has 3 exons. NCBI's taxonomy places the organism in Eukaryota, Fungi, Ascomycota, Sordariomycetes, Glomerellales, Glomerellaceae. Gene Ontology annotation, cellular component: cytoplasm. Bases 1 to 813 code for a protein of 270 amino acids. Gene Ontology annotation, molecular function: protein-folding chaperone binding; ubiquitin protein ligase activity. Gene Ontology annotation, biological process: positive regulation of proteolysis; cellular response to misfolded protein; protein polyubiquitination.
AUGUCGAGAUCAAUCCAACUCAAGGAAGAAGGCAACCGCCAUUUCCAACAGGGCGACUAUGCCGGCGCCGAGGCGCUGUACUCGAAAGCCAUCAUCGCCGAUCCCAAGAACCCUGCGCUCUACACCAACCGUGCCAUGGCGCGUCUCAAGCUCGAAAUCUGGGACGCCGUCGUCUCCGACUGCGAAUCCUGCCUCGGCCUGACCCCCGACAACCUCAAGGCCCACUACUACCUCUCCCAGGCCCAGCUCGCCCUCAAGGACUACGACUCGGCCCUCACGAACGCCCUGAAGGCCCACCACCUGUGUGUCCAGACCGGCGACAAGUCUCUGGCCGCCAUCACGGCACAGGUCCUGCGGUCGAAGAAGGAGCGGUGGGACUGGAUGGAGAAGCGACGCACCCGGGAGGCGCGCCAUCUGGAAAACGAGGUCGUCGAGAUGAUGGAGAAGGAGCGCGAGCAGGCCGUCGCGAGCGCCAUGGACGACGGGGAGAAGAGGGAGAUCGAGGCCGAGUGGGAGCAGAAGAUCGAGAUGCUGAGGAACACCUUUGAGAAGAGCCGAUCGUCCGAGGAGAAGAGGCGCGAGGUCCCGGAGUGGGCCAUUGACGACAUCAGCUUUGGCGUCAUGGUCGACCCAGUCAUUACCAAAACCGGAAAGUCGUAUGAGAGGGCAUCCAUCAUGGAGCACCUGCGCCGCCACCCCAGCGACCCCCUCACCCGUGAACCCCUGCUCCCGUCGGAGCUCCGGCCCAAUCUUGGUCUGAGGCAUGCUUGCGAAGAGUUCCUUGAGCAGAACGGCUGGGCCGUGGACUGGUAG